GCUGUGGGGCUCGCCGCGGAUGGGAUGGAGCGGGACCUGCUCCGCCAGGCGCUGGGUUUCCACGGCCCCGCGCUGCUCUCCCUGCUCCGCACCGAGCAGCGCGAUAACCCCGACUUCCGGGGCCUCCUGCCCCCCGCGGGCCCCAGCCUGGAGCCGUCCCGGGAAGCCCAGCACCAGCCGCCCGCCAGGAAAGAGAAGAGAAUUGAUAACAUUGAGAUACAACACUUCAUUGCAAAAAAAGCUGAUCUCCUUUUUGCUCUUUCAUGGAAACCAAAUGUAUCAACAGAUUCAGAAUCAAAUGAAGAGAAUGAAGAUUGUUAUGCUGUUAUGCCACCCCUGGAGCAGUUCAUGGAGGUGCCAAGUGAGGACAGGAGGGAGCUGUUUUUCCGAGACAUUGAGCGUGGCGAUGUUGUGAUCGGAAGGAUUAGUUCUAUUCGUGAAUUUGGCUUUUUCAUGGUGUUAAUCUGUCUGGGCAGUGGCGUCGUCAGAGAGAUCUCGCAGUUAGAAAUCACUGCUCUUUGUCCAUUGAGAGAUGUGCCUUCUCAUAGCAGCCAUGGUGAUCCUUUAUCAUAUUAUCAAACUGGAGACAUUAUACAAGCUGCAAUCAAGGACAUUGAUCGUUACCAUGAAAAACUCACAAUAUCACUGCACAGCUCUGCUCUUCCACCCAGUCUAUCUAGUACUAAACUGGGGGUAAUUAGUUCUGAAGACUUGCCUUUACAUUAUAGGAGAAGUGUUGAAGUAGCCAGUACUUCGGAGACGUAUGAAAAAGUCUUACAUCAUUCCUUGGGAUUUGCUAAUCCAUCAGUAGUUGAAUUUUUAUUAGGAAAACUAGGACUAAGUGAAUCCAGCCCUCCAUCGUUAAUGAGAGGCCUGCAAAGCAAAAGCUUCAAUGAAGAAGACUUUGCCUUUGCAUUGAGGAAAAAGCAAUCUGCAUCUUGGGCCUUGAAAUGUGUGAAGAUUGGGGUUGAUUAUUUUAAGGUUGGCCGCCACGUGGAGGCUAUGAAUGAAUACAACAAGGCCUUGGAAAUAGAUGCACAAAAUGUUGAAGCCUUGGUAGCUCGUGGGGCACUUUACGCAACAAAAGGAAGCUUAAACAAAGCCAUAGAUGAUUUUGAAGUUGCAUUAAAAAACUGUCCAACCCAUAGAAAUGCAAGGAAAUACCUAUGUCAGACACUUGUGGAAAGAGGAGGCCAGUUGGAAGAGGAAGAUAACCUAUUAAACGCUCAGAAUUAUUAUAAGAGAGCUUUAAUUUUGGAUGAAACUUUUAAAGAAGCGGAGGAUGCCUUACUGAAACUCCGUAAACAUAUGCAGAACUGGACCGUUGCUGCUGUGUCUGACAUCUGGUGUUGCUCAUCAACAACAACCCACUGGAACAUGAUAUCUUAUGUAAUCAUGCAUCAAACUGGGCUGUGGUACAACUACAAAAUGAAAUCUUUGGAAAUGAGGGAGAAGCAAGCGGCAAAAGAAGAGAGACAGAAGGAAAAGAAAAUAGAAACAAGUGCACAAAAACUGCGUAAGCUCUUAAAAGAAGAAAAGAGGCUGAAGAAGAAAAGGAGAAGAUCAACUUCUUCCUCCUCCUCCUCCUCAAGUGAUUCCUCAUCUGAUGUAUCAGUUUCAUCCUCUUCCUCCUCUUCUGAUCACAAAAGGCACAAGAAAAGGAGUAGAAAUCGAUCAGUGUCCUCUUGCAGCUCCAAAAAACAUUCAUCUAGGGUUUCUUCGCAUCAGCGAGAUCAGAGUAGGAAAGAUGAAUGGUACUCGCCCCCAGCUGAUACCUCUGCUUCCUUCCUUAACCAAAAAUAUGAAAUGGAAAAACUGCUGGAGCGGCAGGACAGAUUAGUAUAUCAAAAGACAGAGGUGAGAGAGAGACAGUGUUCUCUAUCAAGGACUUCUGCUGAUGAAGAAGACACUUUUGGAGGUAGGUCUGAAGAUUCAAGGGAUUCUUAUGGUAGCUCCAAGACUCAGUCAACCAGCAGCAAAAAUGAAAAACAGGGUAAAGCAGACAGAUCCUUCUCUAAUAGGAGGAGUUCCUCAGGUUCAUAUCACUGGAAGUCAGAUGAUAAAAUCAAUACACAUGAUUUUAGAAAGUUAGAAAAGGAAGUAGCGGGGAGAAAAGAGCAGUUUAGAAAGCGUGGUUCCAGUCAGAGCAUGUAUUCCACUUCUCCAGCAGGGUCAGAUUACUCAGGCAAGUCAGUAGAAAAGAAUAAACAGUACAGCAGCACUUGGUUAUGUGAGUACAGUGGAAGUGAUGAUGGUAGCAGACGUGAGUUAACCCAGAGUACAAAUGAAAGGAGAGAAUAUAAAAAUAGGGACAGUAGUCAUGGGGAAGCUACUAAAGCAAAGGAGCUGGAUGAGGAAACUACACUCAAUGGUAAAGGGCAAUCAGAAAGUGGUGUUAAAAAGAGCCUGCCCCAGAACUUACUCAACAUAUUUAAUCAGAUUGCUGAAUUUGAGAGACAAAAAGGAAGUAAGCAGAAAAACCAAUCAAGUACCUGAGAAAAUAAUGUUAUUACGCUGGAUACAGUUAAAGGAUUUUCUUUAGAUCUUGAAUUGCUCUUGAGCUUGUGCCCUUAAAAUCUGUAUGAGAAAUGGACAGAACAGAGUCUGUUUUUCUGUCUUGCAAAUGUUUAAAGAUUGGUAUUAGUCAAGUUACAAGAGAUCUUUUUGACAGACAGGUAUAUGCAAGAGUAUUGUGUUAUAUAUCAGACAACUUUUAAGAGCAUAGGAUCGGAGAUUUUUUUUUUUAAAACUUAGGAUACUCAUGUAUAAUUAACAUUGUUUAUAACUAGGUGAUUGGAUGAAAACUUUACUCGUUGCUACCUUAAAAUAUCGCUAACUGGCAUCAAGUUUGCACUUUAAACACACCGGUAUCUUUUCUAAGAUACAAAAAUGGUAACACAAUAGUAUCAUUAAACCUAAUUUUUAGCUGUUGAAAGGGAUUAUUUGACUGAAUGAUGCACAUGUGCCAGCAAUGUAUAUAACUUUUGUUUAAUGAUUUAAUCAUUAAAUUUUAUUAAAAUUUGCUCAUUUUGUUUAAUGCCA
Molecule: messenger RNA, 3042 nt
Organism: Mauremys mutica (yellowpond turtle)
Lineage: Eukaryota; Metazoa; Chordata; Testudines; Geoemydidae
Gene: TTC14
Product: tetratricopeptide repeat domain 14
Exons: 13
Coding region: 25-2496 (823 amino acids)
Molecular function (GO): nucleic acid binding; protein binding
Source: RefSeq, a predicted model, not a curated record